AUGCCUGAGCCUGCUAAAUCCGCGCCGGUGCCCAAGAAGGGGUCGAAGAAGGCCAUCACCAAGACGCAGAAAAAAGGCGACAAGAAGCGCAGGAAGAGCCGCAAGGAGAGCUACUCCAUCUACGUCUACAAGGUCCUCAAACAGGUCCACCCCGACACCGGCAUCUCCUCCAAGGCCAUGAGCAUCAUGAACUCCUUCGUCAACGACAUCUUCGAGCGCAUCGCGGCCGAGGCUUCCCGCCUGGCCCACUACAACAAGCGCUCCACCAUCACCUCCCGCGAGAUCCAGACGGCCGUGCGCCUCCUGCUGCCCGGCGAGCUGGCUAAGCACGCCGUCUCCGAAGGGACCAAGGCCGUCACCAAGUACACCAGCUCCAAGUAAACCAAGUAGGCUUUGGAGUGGACCGCAGGGAAGACUUAACCCUCUCAACCC
Thamnophis sirtalis is the source of this 432-nucleotide messenger RNA. RefSeq names its product histone H2B 5. Gene Ontology annotation, cellular component: nucleosome. Lineage: Eukaryota; Metazoa; Chordata; Lepidosauria; Squamata; Natricidae. The record is from RefSeq and is a predicted model, not a curated record. Gene Ontology annotation, molecular function: protein heterodimerization activity; structural constituent of chromatin; DNA binding.